Messenger RNA from Odontomachus brunneus, 451 nucleotides. RefSeq names its product protein stunted-like. The coding region runs from base 143 to 316 and encodes 57 amino acids. Gene Ontology annotation, biological process: proton motive force-driven mitochondrial ATP synthesis. The transcript has 4 exons. Lineage: Eukaryota; Metazoa; Arthropoda; Insecta; Hymenoptera; Formicidae. Gene Ontology annotation, cellular component: mitochondrial inner membrane. The record is from RefSeq and is a predicted model, not a curated record. Gene Ontology annotation, molecular function: proton-transporting ATP synthase activity, rotational mechanism.
UUUUCUUCUAGAGAAAGUACUCAUCUAAAGAAAUAUCCUGAUUGGUUCUUUAUGGUAGUAGAAGGCAUAAGGUUCUGCUAGCUGGUGUCAUCCGAACGGAUUUGCUUGUUCCUUUGCAGUCUUUUUGAAGUACAGUUAAAAAAUGUCAGCGUGGAGGCAAGCAGGAUUAAACUAUAUUAACUAUUCUCAGAUCGCAGCUAGGUUAGUUAGGCAAGCCUUGAAAGCUGACUUAAGAGUCGAAGCAGUUAAACGCGAUGAAGCCAACGUAAAGUUCACUCAGUGGAAGGAUGGAAAACCUAUCACUGAAAAGAUGUGAUCAUUGUUUAAAAACGCUUAGAUGAUCAUAUCACAGAUGGAUUUGGAAUUCAUCCAAUAUGUACAUGUUUACAGCCAUAUGAUCCAUAUAAGUGAUGUAUAACGAUAGAAUAAAAAUCCGUUAUACAUCCUUGUU